AUGGAAGCCGCAGCGCCAGCACAGAUAACUACACUAGAGGGCAAACCUUUCCGAAAGGUGUCUAAUAGGCCUACUGGAGAAACGACUAUUUGGCUCAAUAGACCGCCGAGUGGAUCGACGGCUGAUUACUGCAUGUUCCUGGAGAUUUAUGAUUUAUUCGAGCACGAUGACAUGUCGGUUCGUCACCUUUGGCUGAGCAUACCCGCUGGACAAACUCAACACGCUAGGCGCGAUGACAUCCGUAUAUGGAACCUUCAAGAGGAAGACACAGAUAUUAGCUUCCGAAAUUGGAAUUUUAGAAGGAGUGUCUGGGCUUCUGAGCUGAAGUGUCCGCAUGAUUCGCGCGUCGUUAUCCGCUCUGCAUCACCGACCAGAAUUGAUUCGAAAAAAUCGAGAAUAUUCAAAAUCUGA
Molecule: messenger RNA, 411 nt
Organism: Fomitiporia mediterranea MF3/22
Lineage: Eukaryota; Fungi; Basidiomycota; Agaricomycetes; Hymenochaetales; Hymenochaetaceae
Exons: 4
Coding region: 1-411 (136 amino acids)
Source: RefSeq, a predicted model, not a curated record